Molecule: messenger RNA, 1176 nt
Organism: Colletotrichum higginsianum IMI 349063
Lineage: Eukaryota; Fungi; Ascomycota; Sordariomycetes; Glomerellales; Glomerellaceae
Exons: 1
Coding region: 1-1176 (391 amino acids)
Source: RefSeq, a predicted model, not a curated record
AUGGACCACAACGACCAAGAGCACAGGGAGCAGCCAAAUGAAACUGAAAGAAAGCAACGACACCCUGCUUGUGACAAUGUGAGCAGCCACCAAAAUCGUCGCUUCCAUGGAUCUAUUCAUACAUCAAGCGAGCCUUCCUUACUACUCGACACACUUGAUACUCGUAUUCUAGACCCGGUUACGUACGACAAUGUGCGAGCUCACUUGCCAAAUCGAAAUGCACACGGCCGUCGGCGUUUCGCAACCACCCGUGACCAACCCGAUGUUGCGCAAUGGGCGGUUUUCGAUCGCCACGAAAGUAUCACCCUCUGGGCAGAUGAAUGGGGAAGAUUCUGGGAAAAGGGCUCGAAAGGUCCUGCGCAGCGAAGUGACAUGGUCCUUGUCCCCAUUUGGUGGAGGAGGACGGGCUCAUAUACAGACGCGUACAUCAAGGAGAGUGCCAGAUACGUAUUAUACUGGACGCCGGAUGGCAACUUAAGGAUCCGCCAAUCCUUACGAGAAGGGAUAUCGGCAUCCACACACUACUUCUUCGGCUAUUUCCCAAGGCGUGGCCACACCGAUCUUUGGUUUGCUCCCAUGUCUGCCCCAAGCUUCUCUAGGGUUUUCUGGUUCAACGGGGAAAUCGCGGCCCCCGAAUCACUCAUCCACACUCGGCCGCAAAGCGCAUCGGAAAGGGACACACGUCAUGAUUGUAUCCGACAUGCCGUUCGUCAGGGACUGGACAGCAACAGGGAUCUUGGUACUGAAGACUGUCAGCUGGAAAGAGGCAGAGCCGAACCAACAAGACCCCUCAGCGAGAAAAUCAAGAGCCUCCUGUCCCUUAUCGAGACUGCCAGACUUGAAUUCCGUCAACUGGUCGAGCGAGAGGUUGCGGACUUUAAGUUGAACGUCGGCGAAAGAGACACGAAAAGAACGCACCCCGGCGCUGGACAACGUCUUACCAACAUCCCCGGAUCUCGAGGUUCUGUCCUGUCAACUCGAGAUGUCUCUGUUCGCUUGCGAGCCAAUGAUACGACUCAGCUUUGCAAACAUCAGGUUUUACGAGAAAGAACAAAGAAUGGACUAGUUGAUUCUCGGAAUUGCAACGAACUGGCUACCGAACUUCACCUGGUCCAGUGUCAUGUUCGACCAAGUGUCUCCGUCGUUACGGACGAACAUGCUGAAGACGAAUUAUAA